AUGGGUGGUUCUAGAUUAGGUCAUGGAGAAGAAGGUGAACAAUCUCUUAUUAUUACUACUUCGGGUGAAGGUACUCCUGGUGGAGCUGCUCCUCAUCAAGCUGCUUCUGAAACUUCUGUUACUUGUAGAUCUCCUGGUGACUGGACCCAAGGCCGCACUCCUGCUGCUCUAUCCAUCUCAGGCUCUUCUCCAGGCCCUAAACCUGGUAAUGACUCGGGCUCUAAUCCUGGUAUAGCUAUAGGAGUACCUAUGGGCAUUCUUGUCGUUAUAAAGGAGAUCAAAGACGAUAAAAACCAAGAGAUUAGCGUAAUCACAAGAUCUGGUAUAGAUAAGGCACGGGUUACCGUAGAGAUUCAUAUGUAA
Theileria equi strain WA is the source of this 363-nucleotide messenger RNA. RefSeq lists its product as hypothetical. The transcript has 3 exons. The record is from RefSeq and is a predicted model, not a curated record. Lineage: Eukaryota; Apicomplexa; Aconoidasida; Piroplasmida; Theileriidae. Bases 1 to 363 code for a protein of 120 amino acids.